Suillus bovinus is the source of this 1579-nucleotide messenger RNA. RefSeq names its product CDF manganese transporter. Gene Ontology annotation, molecular function: monoatomic cation transmembrane transporter activity. The transcript is spliced from 14 exons. Gene Ontology annotation, biological process: transmembrane transport; monoatomic cation transport. The coding region runs from base 179 to 1363 and encodes 394 amino acids. The record is from RefSeq and is a predicted model, not a curated record. NCBI's taxonomy places the organism in Eukaryota, Fungi, Basidiomycota, Agaricomycetes, Boletales, Suillaceae. Gene Ontology annotation, cellular component: membrane.
GCUUACAACUGCCCUGGCUAGAGGUUCGCAAAUAUUCACUUACUCAUUGUUACAGUGUAGCGUUGGUCUGACACCAGUCCGUCCAGCACGACGAGUAGACAAGCCUGAGGGUACUUGCAACAUCACAUUUUUCACAUCUCGCAGCGUUGAACAUUAUCAAUUUAUUCAAUCUGUGAAUAUGUCAAAUCCCAAUUCAACUUCGGUUAGCCUGAGGCAACCAUCAAAGAACUCCAAUGGACAAGUUUCAAGGAGGGGUGAAGAUAUCGAGGUGGCUCCCAGACUCCAAAGUAGCAAUAUUCCCGACCCAUACAAGAUCCGGGUUGGUCUCAAGACAGACGACGAGCUCUCGCAGCUUCGUCGUCGUCGCAGGACUGGCAAAGGACUCGAAAGCUUUCAUAGAAAGCAGAACGAUCUCAUCCAAUCUAUGUUAAAGCCUAUGGAAGAACAUACACAAGAGGCGAGAGAAGAUGAAGCACAUUUCCAUUUUUCUGUUAGGGUUGCAGUCUGGGCAAGUCUUUGUGCCAACUUCAUUCUCUGCGUACUUCAGCUAUAUGCUGCUGUGUCUUCCGUCUCUUUGUCCCUCAUUGCCACAGGGAUUGAUGCUACUUUCGAUUUUGGAAGUAACAUCUUCCUAUACUGGACUCACAAGAAAGCGCUGUCAAUGGAUAUUAACAAGUGGCCUGUCGGUGGCUCUCGAGUUGAAACCAUCGGAAAUAUCGUCUACGGUUCACUCAUGGCUUCGGUUAAUUUGGUUGUUAUCGUCGAAUCCGUCCGCGCAAUUAUGGCUGAAGAGAAGGACAGCGGUUUUCAUAUCCAGGCCAUCAUCGCAGUCGCAGCAGCGCUUGCGGUCAAAUUUGUCCUCUUCUUAUAUUGUUUCGCCCUCCGAUCAAAGUCUAGCCAAGUGCAAGUCUUAUGGGAGGACCAUCGAAAUGAUCUUUUCAUUAAUGGAUUUGGUAUUCUGAUGUCUGCUGGAGGAAGUAGAUUACGAUGGUGGCUGGACCCUACUGGUGCUAUCAUCAUUGGCGCUGGAGUCAUCAUUGCUUGGAGUCACACUAUCUAUGAACAAUUUGGAUUCUUGGCCGGGAAGUCUGCGCCACACGACUUCCUGCAACUCAUCAUAUACAAAGCUAUGACCUUCAGCGACGAAAUUGAGAAAAUCGAUACUGUACGGGCGUACCACAGCGGACCUGAUUACAUCGUCGAAGUGGAUAUCGUCAUGAAUGCUACUACCCCGUUGUGGAAGGCACACGAUAUUAGCCAACAGCUGCAGGAUAAGAUCGAGGUGCUUCCGAACGUCGAGCGUGCCUACGUACACGUCGACCAUGAGACGACUCAUACUCCUGAACAUCGGAAAAUCUUGUAGGCGAAAGGUAGCUAAACGGACGAGGGAAUAUUAUCAGAAUGCGAUGUCUUGUUCACCGGAUACCCAUUAGAUUGCCUGUUGUUGCUGUAUUCGUGUAAUCAUAUGAACUCUCCUUCUUACCUUACACCGCCGAUCAUCAUUGGAAGAUCGACAAUCUGGUUGGAUGCUAGCGCUUAUCACCGACUUCAGAUAACUCCAAACCAUCUAUAUAUAGCC